This is a messenger RNA of Sabethes cyaneus, 679 nucleotides long. Its product is annotated as adult cuticle protein 1-like. Bases 34 to 408 code for a protein of 124 amino acids. The transcript is spliced from 2 exons. NCBI's taxonomy places the organism in Eukaryota, Metazoa, Arthropoda, Insecta, Diptera, Culicidae. The record is from RefSeq and is a predicted model, not a curated record.
AGCAGUUCCAACUUCCACGUUCUAAUAGCAAGCAUGAAGUGCAUCGUCGUUGCAGUCAUUUUGGCUAUGGCCGUCGUAUCGGAAGCCGGAGUCUACCCGUGGGGUUGGCCCCAUGCAGCCGCACUUCCGGCAGCUGUUCCAGUCGCCGCCUGGCCCGCCGCUGGAUGGCCAUACGGUGCUGCUCCAUGGGCUGGUGCUGCCUGGCAUGGUGCUGCUCCUUGGCAUGCUGCUGCCCCGAUCAUCGCUGCUCCACACGGUCCAGUCGCAUCGGUUGCCCAUCACGCAGGAGUAGUCCCAGGCGCUACCUCGGUCACUGCCAACCGUGGGUCGGUUCACGUUGCUCCACUACCAGGACAUGCCGUUUCCCAGCAGCAACUGAAUCUCGCCCCAGCCCCAGGAACCAUCUAAGUUGAUCUCUAGUCCGCUGCGAAUAGCAAUGUUAGCGAAAUUUGGCCAACGAACCGUGCGAUGGCGAUGGCGAGAGAUUCUCCCCCCUCCCCCACCCCCAAGGAUGACAAUUGUGCAAUGCAAUGAAACUAUGCUAGGGAAGUGAUAUACUCAUUAGGUAGUAAGGAAGAAUGCAUGUUGAGAGCGAAUGCAAAAAAAUGGAGUUCAUUAAACUGAAUUCCAUUAGAGAUUCGUAUUUACACAGAGCAAGAUUGAAAUAAAAAUGACCCUU